AUGGAUCCAGUAUUUUCGUUUUAUUUAAAUCGGGAAGAUGACUCUUCAUAUGGUGGUGAAAUGGUACUUGGCGGUGUCAAUCCAGAGUAUUUUGACGGUGAUCUCGAAUUUAUGCCCACUGUUCACAAUAGUAAGUGGAUAAUUAGAAUGUCAAGUAUGACAAUAAAGGACAAGGAAUUUUGCAAAAAUUGUACUGCUGCUAUUGAUACAGGAACGUCAAGCAUUGUUGGUGGAAAAGAGCACGUGGAGAAAAUUAACUCAAUGCUUGGUACUUAUUAUCAUUUUGCAGGAAAUUAUCUGGUUGAUUGUAGUCGCAUUGAUCUACUUCCUUCCAUUAAGUUCAUCUUUCAUAAGAUGGAGUAUGUAUUGGAGCCACGUCACUAUGUUGACAAAAUUGACUUCUGGUUCGGAACAUUGUGUUCAUUACCAUUUGAAUAUCACGAUUCCAUAGAACCCAAUUAUUGGAUUCUUGGUGACGUUUUCAUGCAAAGAUUCUAUACUGUAUUUGAUUUUGGUCUGAAGCGUAUUGGAUUAGCUUAUGCUUCAAAUCAUAA
This is a messenger RNA of Schistosoma turkestanicum, 554 nucleotides long. The record is from the annotation of a GenBank genome assembly. NCBI's taxonomy places the organism in Eukaryota, Metazoa, Platyhelminthes, Trematoda, Strigeidida, Schistosomatidae.